Molecule: messenger RNA, 563 nt
Organism: Ilex paraguariensis (yerba mate)
Lineage: Eukaryota; Viridiplantae; Streptophyta; Magnoliopsida; Aquifoliales; Aquifoliaceae
Source: the annotation of a GenBank genome assembly
CUGAAACUAUAAUGGAAUCUUACUCGUACUCGUACACUUCUUCUUCUUCUUCUUCAUCAAUUUACCAACGGAAAAAAACGAACGCCAAACCACCACCCGGUUUUCUUUCGUCGCUGCAUUCAGUUCGGAAACAUCCGGCGAAGAUGAUGAAGAAACCGAUAGCGCCGCUGCCACCUACACCGCCGAAAGUCUACAUGGUGGACUAUGUCAACUUCAAGGAAGUCGUUCAAAAGCUCACUGGACCGCAGGAUCAGUCCCAGCCGCGGCGCCUCCAAGAAGUGGCGCCUCCGCCGCUUAACCUCUCUACAAGUGCCUUUUCAGAUGGUCGUGAUCUAGAAGGAGCACUGCAGCUCUUCCCUUCUCCGGCUGAGACGCCAUUGUCUGCCACCUUUAGGGAAAUGAUGACAGAUACACUUGAUGGAAAAACUAGGAAUUUUUCGGAGAGUUUUGGAGCACUGAGUCCACUCAGUUUCAGUCUGUCCCCAUCUUCUCUUGCAUUGUGUUCCAGCCUUCUUAUGAGUCCAGGAACUCUAUCCUCUUGCGAGCAAGGCACUGUUCUUUAG